AUGGCCGGGCCUGGGAGGCCAGGAGGGGCCUCCCUCAGUGACUUCCAGUUUGGCGUUGUCAACACCGAGACGAUCGAAGACGCCCUGCUUCACCUGGCGGAGCUGAACGAGCAAGCGGUGCAGGAGGCCGCGGGCCGGGCCGGCAGCUUCCGGGAGGCGCGGGUUGUGGAGUUUGUUUUUCUCCUGUCUGAACAAUUGUGUCUGGAGAAAUCUGUGAGCUACCAGGCUGUAGAAAUCCUAGAAAGGUUCAUGGUGAAGCGAGCAGAGGACAUCUGCAGGCGAGCUGCAGCCCCGCUGAGAGAUGGUGAGAACUGGAGGGCUCUGAAGGAGCAGCUUUCCAACGAGCUUAUCCUCCGCCUUGUGUCAUGUGUUCAGCUGGCCAGCAAACUUUCCUUCCAUUACAAAAUAAUCAGCAACGUGACAGCCUUGAAUUUCCUCCAGGCUUUAGGGUAUCUAUACACUAAAGAAGAACUACUGGAGUCAGAGCUUGAUGUUUUGAAAUCCUUGGACUUCCAAAUCAAUCUGCCCACUCCCCUGGCAUAUGUGGAGAUGCUUCUAGAGGUUUUAGGAUACAAUGGCUGUUUGGUCCCAGCCACACAGCUGCAUGCAACCUGCCUGACCCUGCUCGACCUGGUCUAUCUUCUGCAUGAACCCAUAUAUGAGAACCUGCUGCGGGCUUCAAUUAAGAACUCCACACCCAGCCAGCUACAAGGGGAAAAGUUUAUUUCAGUAAAGGAAGACUUCAUGUUGUUGGCAGUAGGCAUCAUUGCAGCAAGUGCUUUCAUCCAAAACCAUGAGUGCUGGAGCCAGGUGGUGGGGCAUUUGCAGAGCAUCACUGGUAUUGCCUUGGCGAGCAUUGCUGAGUUCUCUUAUGUAAUCCUGACUCACAGCGUGGGAGCCAACACUCCAGGGCGACAGCAGCCUGUUCCUUCCCACCUGGCAGCCAGAGCUCUGAGGACUGCUGUUUCCUCUAACACAUGAGGCAGGCUGAAUCUGCCAAAUAUAAACAGCCUUCCGUCACUGCACUCAUGCCGCCCUCUGUUUACUUUCAUACUCAGGGUACAAAAGUUCCAAGUCUCUUUUGAACUGUAUUUUGUUUUCCAAUUUUAUGAUUAUUUUUCUGCAUCAGAGAAAGCUAAGGUAGACAAACAUGUCCUUUUUGUCAUAGACUGAAAAUGUCAAAGAGCUGGGAGGAGACAGAUUAGUGAAGUUGGUUCUUUUUUGUUUAACAAGAUAUUUAUGAAUUUUCUUUAACUUCAUUUCAUUAAAAGAGAACAUCAGACAUGGAGAUUAGUAUUUAUCAGGGAUUCAAAAACAGAGACAAUCUGGGUGACCUUGACUGAGCAUCAAGGAGGUAGCCCUCAGUUCCCCUUAAAGUUAAACAUCUCUACUCUGUUAUUGAGCUCUAAACAAAUAGUGCUUCUUCAAUAGCUAUCUAUUUUUACCAGAGUCUUUUAAAAUGAAAACGAACUCAUUUCUAAACACGUCUCAACAGAAUUUCCACAUACCUGCACUUGAAUUCAACUUUCUUGAAAGACUGAGUAUUCUAUUUUAGUGAAAGAAAAACCCAACAGUGCACUCUGGGCAGUUAUCAGACUCUAGCAAAUCUUUUAUUACAAAUAAUUAAAUCUCUCCAUAAGGUCUCAAGUAGUAUCAAACACCAUUUCAUAUCUCUACCACAGAGCAGAGUAGGCAUUCGGCACUAAAACCAAGUGAGAAGUGUUGAAUUUCAAGUUUCUGAACACAUCACAUGCCAACCAGGCAAAGCUUAGAUGUCAUUUUCCCACAUUAUCCAACUAUGCGCCUCAAACAUAUCGCCGUCUCAGUGGAGACAAAAGUUUCUAUUUCAUAUUGUAAGCACAGGAAGUUGAGAGAGAUAAAAUCCAGUGAGAAAACAUCGAUCUCAAUUCAACUAAGUUAAGAAAAAACAAAGCAAACUUAAAUUAGUUGUUUUCAUGGGAGAAAGGGAAAGGACGGCAUGGGGUUAAGAGUCAAAGGACUGGCGGCUAUAUAUGGCAUGUUGUAGCUAUCUGUCAUAUGAUAUUUUAAAUAAAGUGGCUGUUGUGGAUUUUUUCUUUUUUGGUAUUGUAAACAUGUGCUGUUUAAUAUUACCCAAAUUUAAUUUAAAACAUUUUUGCAAACAAAACAAAAUUUAAAGCCUUUAAGGCAAAUAUCUCCUAAGGAAAAAAAGAAAGUCAUUUGUUAUAAAAUUGUGAGGAUACCCAAGCAAGACCCCACUUAAGAUUCGUCAGCAUGAACUUGAGAGCUUUUGUCCACUGUUCCUCAGAGUUAAACUGGGUUUUGAUGGAAUAGGAGCCUCCGCUGCCUCCUGUGUCUUCAAUCUUGCCUUUCUCCACAUCCAUCCUGCAGAUGGACACAGCAGAACUCAUUAGUAACAGAUCCGGGUUAAGUCAGUUCAGGCAAAUGGGCAGAGACUUGAUCAUGGGACCAUUCACGUCAUUUUAUCUAUUAAAGAACACUUGGUAAGGAACGGUAGUGUAUUUUGGAUUUGCUUGAAAGCCAAAAAUCAAGAAGACUGUCACAAGAGCCUCAUUGUCAUUGCAGAGUACAGGGACAGGACACACACCCAAACAGAAGAGAAGCCUGGAGCAGGGGGUGAAUGAGGGUUACAGUACUCCUCACUGUUUUCCUAGGCAUCUCUGAACCCAUGUGGGGAGAAGGGAGGCAGAAGAAAAGAAAUGCUUUGUUUUGGGGUGAAAGAAGCAACCUUGCUCUAGGUAAGAACUAGGGUUUCCAUCCAUCACUGGGCUCCUACAAAAUCUGACCAAGAGAUGCAUUCCUGUAUAUUUCUGAGGGCUUCAGGGAGAAACCUCCCUGAAACUAGAGAGCAGGCUUGAACUCUGUGCCAAGAAAAUCCCCAGGACCAUCUAAGCCAAUAUUCUUUUACUCCAGGGACUAGGUGGUCACAUUUUGUCCCGCUUGCAGUAUUGGAUUAGUCUUUGCCCAUCAGUGUCAUGUAAUUCUGCACCACUUUCUGCUUUCCCACCAUUUAUACUAUGUUUUACCUCCAUU
This is a messenger RNA of Carlito syrichta (Philippine tarsier), 3033 nucleotides long. RefSeq names its product cyclin N-terminal domain containing 1 (gene CNTD1). The transcript has 7 exons. Gene Ontology annotation, cellular component: site of double-strand break. Lineage: Eukaryota; Metazoa; Chordata; Mammalia; Primates; Tarsiidae. Bases 1 to 981 code for a protein of 326 amino acids. The record is from RefSeq and is a predicted model, not a curated record. Gene Ontology annotation, biological process: reciprocal meiotic recombination.